UUUUCCCAAAGGGAGAUGGGGAGGGGAGGCUCGCGCAGCAAACCAGCCAACCCAAAACAAAAAAACACAAAGCCCUCUCCGCCUUCCACGCCCCUCCUUAAGUAAAAGCAGCCAUUCAGAUUGUGGGAAGAGUGGCUAGGGGCCAAUUUCUGUCGAGAGGGGUGUGGCCUAGACCUGGAGCUAAGCUUUUCGGUCUGGAAGGAACCGGCUACAGAAGAUUAACUACGCGCAUUUGGAGGAGCCGGUGCAAAGAGUUCUUGGCCAAGAUGUGGGCACAGCUGAUGGUGUGCCUGGUGUUAUGUGGGACAGCCUCUUCUAUGCAGUGCCCUGAUGGUCGCAAAUGUGAGGGAUCCUCCAUUUGUUGCAAGCUCUCUGGAGAGGAUGGAUAUGCCUGCUGUGACCGACCUCAGUUCAUGGGAGCAUCCCUGCUCAUGUUUCCCCCAGAAGACAAUUAUCUCCUUCAGAUGAAGGAGGCCUCGGGCGUUCUGUGCCUGGAUGGGAGUAUGUGCCCAGUGGAAUACUCCUGCCUGCGCACACCAGAUGCUGUCUUUGCCUGCUGCCCCUGGAAAGAGGGCAUCUCCUGCGCCGAUGGACGCCAUUGCUGCCCCCUGGACUCACACUGCAGUGCUGAUGGGCGAUUCUGCUUACAGAACGAAGUUCCCAUCUCUCCUGCCAAAGUCAGUGCUGUUCAAUGCCCGGACGGUGAAUCGGAAUGCCCAAACGAUUCUACUUGUUGUAUGAUGCCCGAUGGAACCUGGGGCUGUUGCCCAAUGCCAGAGGCAUUGUGCUGCGAAGACAAGAUCCACUGCUGUCCUCACAACACAACUUGCGAUCUGCCCCAUGCACGGUGCUUUGCAGCCUUCGGGGAGCAAGCUCUUCGGAAGAAGUUCCCAGCAAACAAACGAGCGCUUGUGUUGGAUCCGCCUCAGAUCAAUAUCUGCCCGGGUAAUCAGUCUAGCUGUCCAGAUGUUGCCACCUGUUGCCUUCUCCCAACUGGCCAAUAUGGCUGUUGCCUCCUACAAAAUGCUGUGUGCUGCAGCGACCGCCUUCACUGCUGCCCACAGGGCACCACGUGCGAUCUGACACAUUCCAAAUGCACCAUGACCCCGCAGCGGUCGUGGCCCAUCACACGUCUUGCUGUGGACCUCCACCUCUCAGCCCAUGAUGUACAAUGUGAUGUGGAGCACAGGUGCCCAGAUGGGAACACCUGCUGCCGGCGUGGCCCAAGCACGUGGGGGUGCUGCCCCCUGGAGGAGGCCGUUUGCUGCUCAGACAAUAUCCACUGCUGCCCAAAGGGUUACACGUGUGACUUGUCGGCAGGGUCCUGCCUGAGAGACAGCAGAAGCACCCCACGGCUGGCAAAAGCAGGACCAAGCUCCCCUGCAAGCUCUGCAGGCAAGGUGGUGCAGUGCGACACUCAUACCAGCUGCCCAGAUGGGCACACCUGUUGCACCCUCUCAUCGGGUGUUUGGGGCUGCUGCCCACUGCCGAAGGCUGUUUGCUGUAAGGAUGGCACCCACUGCUGCCCUGCCGACUACUAUUGUGAUCUGUCGCACGGCACUUGCACGAGGAAUGGAGACAGCGUACCUUGGCUGGAGAAGAAGCCAGCAAUCGUUGGCAUCACUUCUUCAAGCAGGGAUGUGAGAUGUGACUACCAGUUUAGCUGCGCAGAUGGGCAGACGUGCUGCUGGAGGGGAAUGCAGGGCUGGGCCUGUUGUCCGCUCCCACAGGCAGUCUGUUGCGCCGACCACGUCCAUUGCUGCCCCAGCGGCUACACCUGUGACUCGGCACACAGUUCCUGCGUCAAAGGCGGGGGGCCCUCCCAGCGGGUCUUGCUGGUUCUCGGUCUACCAAGGCAAGAUAGUGAUGCAAAAUGUGAUGACCGCACAAGUUCCACAGAUGGUCACACGUGCUGCCAGCUGGCCUCGGGCAAGUGGGGGUCCUGCCCUUUCCCAGAGGCCGUCUGUUGUGCAGACCAUGUGCAUUGUUGCCCCAAAGGCUAUGCUUGCGAUCCAGCCCUGGGCACCUGCCAGGAGUCUCAGCACUCUCUGCCUUGGGUGCCAAAGCAUCCUGCCGGUGUGCCUCAAACUCACGGCAUCCGGUGCAACGACACCGUCAGCUGCGAGGAAGGGCAGACCUGCUGCAAGGGUGUGUCGGGUGCUUGGAGCUGCUGCCAGCUGCCCAACGCUGUUUGCUGUGAGGAUCACCAACACUGUUGUCCCUCUGGCUACACCUGUAAUGUGGCUGCUCAGACCUGUGAGAAACAGCCGUGGCCCAGGCUCCUUCCUGCAGGAGGCCUGCUGAUUUCUUCACGCACUGCCACAUCCGGCCGGGAUGUGUCAUGUGAUUCUCAGCACUACUGUCAUGACCACCAGACCUGCUGCAAGACACGCUCUGGUGGGUGGGCUUGUUGCCCCUAUGACAAGGGCUCCUGCUGCUCCGACAAACGCCACUGCUGUCCACCUGACUUCCGUUGCUCCAAAAGCGGAUAUGAAUGCACUAAAGUGAAGCCCCUCCGUUGGGACGCCCGUGCCUCCUCCCCUCGCUCUACCCAAGCACAAACCUUGCUCUGAAGUGCCUUUUGGGCUGGACUCUCCCAGUGCUUGGGGGCUGAAGUGAACUCUGCUUUUUCAGGGAGGGGCACUUGUAUGUAGGUGAGGAAGAGCAGGGCAACUUCUGCCAAGUUGCUGUUCUGAUUCUGAAGGGGUUCUUGCUGGCUUAUACUUGCUCCCUAUGUGGAUGGAAUAUUCUCCUUUGAGGCUUUGCCUCUAAUAAUAAAUCUGCUCUCUUGCAGCAGCCCCCCCACCCCAUUCCUCCCUCUUGCUCUCCGUGACCUUUGGUUCGCUGCCAUGCUAUGGACUAGAAUCUGGAAGGCAGAUUUACACAAGCGCAGUGUCUUGCUUUGCCCCAGCAGUCCUCCUCACCAAAUGGUUUUUGUUUACUGUCAAGUACUUCCCUAAAAAGAAAAAAAAAUCUUGACACUGAAUUGGCAGUUGUUUGCUGCAUUGCUUACCUUCCCUGUGUCUUGGGUGUGUACUGUCCCACUUGAGGCUCUUUCUGUGUUUUGAGGUUGGUUGGUUUGUUCUUUUCCCUUGUGUUGAAGACAUCCCUCCAUUGCACCAGAACAGAGAUCCAUAUGUGCUCAACAUAACCUCCCCAAACAUCCAGCAAAUUCACUGGGGCUGCAGAUGCAUCCCUUUCUCUCUCCCCCUCCCUCACUGUCUCCGAGAUGCUGUGAUGGUUUUAAUUUGUCUUUUUUUUAAAGAUUCCACACUCCUACCCAUUUCAGCGAGGGCCCUAGCUCUUUUGCAAGCAGAAGCUAGCUUGGUGUUGGGGUAAAGUUGGCAGCCACCUAUUACUCUCCCAGUUUAUGUCCUACCCUGUGGCACCCCGCAUCCCCCUUUCAGAUCAGGCUCAAAUUUGUGUUCCUCUCUGCUUAUCUGAGAGCCUCCACUUGUGGGAGAGUGGGGAGAAGAGAAAGAAGCAAACUUCGAUGCUGCGGUGCAAGUGUGGGCAAAUCCAAUAAAGUGGACUUGAGUGUAAGGAGUACAAGAAUGAAAAUACACGUUUGAGGGCAAAGGUGGUGGAUCUAACAUUAGCCCUUGCUGAAAUUUCAAGUGCUCACAGCUAGGAUGGACUUCACUACAGCAUGUACUGGGUGAGACUUAACAGCUGCUUUGCCCUUUGAAAUUCCAUCCAGAUCCCUGUUGGGUUCUCUGCAUUGUUGCAGAAACUACCUAACAUUUUACUCCAUACCAAUGAAUUGAAAGACUACUAAAUUACGUAGCUCAGGGGUCCCCAAACUGUGGUCUGUGGGCCACCAGUGGCUCAUGAGCUUUAUCCAAGUGGUCCAUGGCAUGUCUGUGGAUUUGUGGUUGGAGACAUGAGAUGGCACAGCCAUUGCAUUAAAUAGUCAUAUUGGUUUUAA
Messenger RNA from Rhineura floridana, 3928 nucleotides. RefSeq names its product granulin precursor (gene GRN). Gene Ontology annotation, cellular component: extracellular region. The transcript is spliced from 15 exons. The record is from RefSeq and is a predicted model, not a curated record. Lineage: Eukaryota; Metazoa; Chordata; Lepidosauria; Squamata; Rhineuridae. Bases 267 to 2573 code for a protein of 768 amino acids.